AUGCCCAACGACGACGCGUUCAACAAGCCCUCCGCACCGUCCGAGACCCCGCACGCCCCCGGGGUAGCGCCUCAGGGCAAGUCCGGGGGCUUCGGGAAAGCUUCUGGGGCGCUGAUGGGCGCUGGUGGCGGAUCAGGCGCCGGGGACAGCGAUAGCGGCUCCGGCUCUGGGGCGUCGGGCCUGGGCGCCUCAAGCAAGAAGUCCCCGAGGCUGCCCAAGUGCGCUCGGUGCAGGAACCACGGCUACGCUUCGCCGCUCAAGGGCCACAAACGCUUCUGCAUGUGGCGGGAUUGCCAGUGCAAAAAGUGCAAUCUGAUCGCCGAGAGACAGCGCGUGAUGGCCGCGCAGGUGGCUCUGAGAAGGCAGCAGGCGCAGGAGGAGGAACUGGGUAUCAGCCACCCCAUCCCGCUGCCCAGUGCAGCUGAGCUGCUUGUCAAGAGAGAGAACAACGGUGGCAACCAAUGUCUCAUGAAUGAGAACAGCAGCUCUUCACAGCCACCAGCAGCCAGUACACCCACAACAGCGGCCUCAGAGGGACGCAUGGUCAUCCAGGACAUUCCUGCUGUCACCAGCAGAGGGCACGUGGAGAACGCACCUGACCUGGUUUCAGACUCCACCUACUACAGCAGCUUUUACCAGCCUUCUCUGUUCCCUUACUACAACAAUCUGUACAACUAUCCGCAGUACUCCAUGGCCUUGGCUGCUGAUGCCUCUUCUGGGGAUGUGGGAGGUCCCCUCGGGGGAUCCCCUGUGAAGAACAGCCUUCGGAGCCUUCCAGCGCCUUAUGUGUCUGGUCAAACAGGAAACCAGUGGCAGAUGAAAAACUCGGAGAAUCGCCAUGCAGUGAGUUCCCAGUACAGGAUGCAUUCUUACUAUGGGCCUCCCUCCUACCUGGGCCAGAGUGUGUCCCAAAUCUUCACCUUUGAGGAUGGCCCUUCCUACUCGGAAGCCAAAUCGAGUGUAUUCUCGCCGCCCAGCAGUCAAGAUUCUGGCUUGGUUUCCCUCUCCAGCAGCUCUCCUAUUAGUAAUGAGAGUACAAAGGGGGUUCUCGAAUGUGAGUCUGCCUCGGAGCCCAGCAGCUUCACGGUCACUCCGGUCAUCGAGGAGGAUGAGUGA
Messenger RNA from Marmota monax (woodchuck), 1116 nucleotides. RefSeq names its product doublesex and mab-3 related transcription factor 1 (gene Dmrt1). The coding region runs from base 1 to 1116 and encodes 371 amino acids. Gene Ontology annotation, cellular component: nucleus. The record is from RefSeq and is a predicted model, not a curated record. Lineage: Eukaryota; Metazoa; Chordata; Mammalia; Rodentia; Sciuridae. Gene Ontology annotation, molecular function: DNA-binding transcription factor activity, RNA polymerase II-specific; RNA polymerase II cis-regulatory region sequence-specific DNA binding. The transcript is spliced from 5 exons. Gene Ontology annotation, biological process: sex differentiation; regulation of transcription by RNA polymerase II.